This is a messenger RNA of Puccinia graminis f. sp. tritici CRL 75-36-700-3, 2310 nucleotides long. Its product is annotated as galactokinase. Gene Ontology annotation, biological process: galactose metabolic process; carbohydrate phosphorylation. Gene Ontology annotation, cellular component: cytosol. Gene Ontology annotation, molecular function: galactokinase activity; ATP binding. The record is from RefSeq and is a predicted model, not a curated record. Bases 61 to 1770 code for a protein of 569 amino acids. Lineage: Eukaryota; Fungi; Basidiomycota; Pucciniomycetes; Pucciniales; Pucciniaceae. The transcript is spliced from 6 exons.
GAGCUGGGAGUGGGCCAGAUAUCCAACGACACAGCACCGAAGCACUGGACGGUAACGAGAAUGGCAGUCGAUGGCGAGCUGGUUCUGUUUCCCGACUCACUUGAGCAAGUUUACACCCAAGCCUCGGUCAACAAGCAAUCCAAGAGAUGGUCCCAGCUUACCGAAACAUUCAAGAAGUCUUACGCCCAUCCACCUCAGUUUGUUGCUCGAGCACCCGGGCGAGUUAACAUCAUUGGAGAACACAUCGAUUAUUGUGGAUUCUCCGUCUUGCCGUCUGCUAUCGAGCCUGAUCUCCUGAUUGCGACAUCGGUGGAAUAUGCGGAUGAGGCUUCUUCAGAUUUCGUCUCGAGUGAUCGGACUAUCCAAGUUCAAGCCAUCAAUGUUAACCGUUCAUAUCCCGAGGUUUCCUUCGACUAUCAACUAUCUGGAAAGAUUCCGAUCGACAAUGGGGGAUGGUCAGAUUACUUGAAGUCUGCUUUUAAUACGACUCUGGAUCAUUUGAGGAGCUCGUCAUCACAUGGAGGAAAAGUCCGGCAACCCACUUCGAUCAAAUUUCUCAUCGAUGGCACGGUUCCAGCUGGGUCGGGUCUAUCAUCUUCUGCGGCCAUCUCCACCGCAUCAGUCCUUGCGGUUCUCUAUAUCCAUCAAUCGGCCAAUCAGCACAUCCCCAAGACUCUGGCUGCGUCGCUUGCAAUCGCAUCAGAACAAGCUUGUGGGGUCAGCAUCGGCGGAAUGGACCAAACCGCAUCGGUCUUCGGACAACCCGCCAAGCUACUCCACAUUGAAUUCACACCAACGAUCAAGGUUGUUCCUCUUGAACUACCCGGUCUACCAUCGACUACAUUCAUAAUUGCCAAUAGUCUAGUGACCUCCAACAAACUAGAUUCCGCGAAGGAACAAUACAAUUUACGAGUAGUCGAGUGUCGGAUCGCCAACCGGAUCCUUUCGGAUAAAUUGUUGAAAGGGAAACAGCCAUACCCGAAGGACUUGAAAGAGCUCGUCGAGCUUUAUUCACCCAAACAGUCCAUCCCUCAUGCUAUUCAACUGGUCCUAGAUAAUCUUUCAGAUGCUCAACUCCUAGGUGGUGAUGAGGGCCUCACUCAGGACGCCGUCCUCGAAAACUUAGGGAUCAACCAAACUCAAUUCGAAGCUGAGAUCUUGAACGGAAUGGUUGUCGAACCUCGAGGCGGAAUCUUCAAGCCAUACAAUCGAGCACGUCAUGUGUUAACUGAAGCCCUACGGGUGUACAGGUUUAGAGAGCUACUGGAGAAGACUGUCGACUCGGGUAACCGUGAAGAAGUGAUCUUAAGCAUCGGUCAACUGAUGAAUGAAUCCCAAAAAAGCUGUCGGGAGGAUUACGAGUGCUCCUGCGAAGCGCUGGAUGAACUGAUAUCGAUUGCUCAAACAAACGGGAGUCUUGGAAGCCGUUUGACAGGUGCCGGAUGGGGCGGCUCCUCGGUCCAUCUAGUCCGAGAUCCCGACAUCUCGAAAAUCAUCGAGGCCUUGAAGUCCAAGUAUUAUUGCAUCAAGUUCCCUAACCUAUCGACGCAAGAGCUGGCCGAUGCUUGUUUCGCCACCAAGCCCGAGGGUGGGGCUUGUCUGUUCACCAACCUGAAGCAGGCGGAGGAUCCUGAAUACGAUUUCGAGGCCGACAUGGCUUUGUUAAAACAGGAAAUCCUGGCCUCCCACCAUCCCUCAGCCUUGAAAGGUCUGAUGAAGAAGUUACGACAGGUCCGAUCUAACACCCGUCUAGUCCCCAUCGCCAAAUAGGUCGAUACCAUCCGCAAGACUCCAUUUUAGAAGGGGUCCGCUUGCCCUGCUACUCCAUGACUGAGCUCAUUGACAUGUACGACUUAUGUAAACCUCUCUGCCUAAGUUAUCAUUUUCCUAUUGCAACUAUCCUCUUUUUUUUUCUGUACCCCGGCUUGAUAUGUAUGUUUGUAUCACCCGGAGCUAUAUGUACCUGCACGUUUCAAACACCAAUCAGCCUAGCUAAAGAUAAGGUGCAUAGGUGAUGUUCGGUCCUAGAGAUCAUCAUUAAAAUAGAGUAAAUUCCAUGUGUCUAUCGUCAACCUCAUGAUGUGGAUUCCAGUGUGUAUUGCCGGUGAUGAUUGAUGCCCGCAUUGAAGCAAGUCAUCAGUCCAUUGUGGAUCGAAAGCUCCAUCUUGCAUAGGAAACACUCAGGGAGCUAGGUUCUAUCUAGACUAUAAUAGCAAGCAGAAAUGUGGAAAUCGACCACAACUCUCAAUUUAGAUCUCUAGAUCCAAUCAUCCAGUGGAUGCUCCAAUUUAGACAUUCCGCAGAAUACGG